Messenger RNA from Chara braunii, 1808 nucleotides. The record is from the annotation of a GenBank genome assembly. NCBI's taxonomy places the organism in Eukaryota, Viridiplantae, Streptophyta, Charophyceae, Charales, Characeae.
AUGGUCCAAAUGAAAAAAGAAAAAAGAAAAAAAAAAAUGAAAAAAUGAAAAAAAAUAGAACUGCCGUAUGCGCUAUAAAAGCGAAUUCCAGACCAUUCUCAUUGAGCGACGGAAAGUCCGACCAUUCUCAGAAAUGCGUGUCUGAUUGAUUGCCAGACAGCGCUGGAAGGAGGGGAUGGAGGAGGGGAGAAAAGGAGGGUGAGUGAGGAAGGAGAAGGUGGAUGUGCGUAGGUCUUGAGGCAAAAGGAGACAGGAAGAUGAUGAUGGGGUAGAAGACAACGGGCGGAUUAGAGGCGUAGUUAACAUGGAGUGUUGUGGGGUGACGUGGCAGCUCGUGGAGGGUGCCACGUGGGAAGUUUGAGGAGGCGCGCUGACGUGGGAAGCUCGAGGAGGUGGUGACGUGGGGAGAUCCUACAUCGCGGGAACGAGACGCGAGGGAGAGGUGUGGGGGGAAGACCGCGUGUAGCUGCAGGAGGGAAGAAAAUAAGCGGCAGGAAAAGUAAGUGGCGGGAAAAAUAAGUGGCGGGAAAAAUAAGUGGCGGGGAAAAGGACGGUCGAGAAUGGCGGCAACAACCGUGGAUGAUGUCGCUGUGGUAAGUGGAAUGGUUCAUAAGGCGCAUAUGGACUGCGAGGCAGCGCUUCGCACCGCCUCCACGGCUGGAACAGAACCAGGGGCGCUGUCAAUCGUCGUAUUGGGAGCGUCUGGGGACUUAGCGAAGAAGAAGACCUUUCCCGCCAUUUUUCACCUUUAUCGUCAGGGAUUUUUACCUGCUACAACACGAGUUUAUGGGUAUGCAAGGACGAAGCUGACUGAUGAAGUCCUUCACGCCAAAAUUAAGCCGUACCUUGGAGCUUCUCCUGACGAGGGGCCUUUGGUCGCAGAGUUUCUUAACAUGGUUAGCUACAUUUCAGGUCCAUAUGACAAACCUGAUGGUUUUGAAGUAUUGAAUAAAACUCUUACUCAGUUUGAGGACAAGGAAGGUGCCGUGGAUGGGUUGUGGCAAGGGAAUCGGUUGUUCUACAUGGCACUUCCGCCAAGCGUCUAUCCGACUGUUGCCACGAUGUUACGCUCCGUUUGCAUGUCUUCCACUGGCUGGACAAGGUUGGUUGUGGAGAAGCCCUUUGGAAAAGACUUGGACUCUGCAGAGGCUCUCAGUUCACAUUUGGGCGCACUCUUCACGGAAGAACAGCUCUAUAGAAUUGACCACUACCUUGGGAAGGAGCUUGUGCAGAAUCUGCUGGUUAUGCGGUUUGCGAAUCGGGUUUUCUUCCCACUGUGGAACCGAAGCCAUAUUGCUAGUGUACAGAUAACAUUCAAGGAGAAUUUCGGAACAGAGGGGCGCGGGGGAUACUUCGACGAAUAUGGGUAUGGUGCUCCCGUCGGCAUUGCGGCAGCAGCUGUUGCUCUUUCUAAUUCUCUCUGGUGUUACUUACUUGUCCAACGGUUUCCUUCUCCAAAUCGCUCGCAACCUGUAGCUGCAUGUUCGUAACAGAGAGAUUUUUCAAUCAUUUCGGAGUGCGCUGUGUUGCACUUAUUGUGCCUAUUUCUUUAUGUUGUCGUAUUAUAAUUCAGUAAUAUAAAUGUACUCUUUCAUGCCGCAUACAUGGUCUUCGUUUCAAACCACCGGUCACUCUGACCAUAUUUUUUGAGACCCAGAUUUCUACUGCACGCCAAAAAAGAUGUGAACCGGUCCACACGCCGAAUAUAUAGUUUCGCCGGGCAGUGCCAGCCUUUUCCUUGUGGUUGAAACGGUUUUCACCUUUUUGCAGUCACAGAUGCGGGCCCUAGAGUUCGAUCCCCAGAUCUC